This is a messenger RNA of Gastrolobium bilobum, 2006 nucleotides long. Its product is annotated as AMSH-like ubiquitin thioesterase 3. The transcript has 14 exons. Gene Ontology annotation, molecular function: K63-linked deubiquitinase activity; protein binding; metal-dependent deubiquitinase activity. Gene Ontology annotation, cellular component: endosome; membrane. Gene Ontology annotation, biological process: protein K63-linked deubiquitination; protein K48-linked deubiquitination. The coding region runs from base 87 to 1628 and encodes 513 amino acids. NCBI's taxonomy places the organism in Eukaryota, Viridiplantae, Streptophyta, Magnoliopsida, Fabales, Fabaceae. The record is from RefSeq and is a predicted model, not a curated record.
UUGAUCCUUCCUUCAUACCUGCUACUCGGAACCGUGCUCGUGAAUUUCAGAGAGAGACAGAAGGGUUCAUUCAUCGAUUGUAGAAUAUGAACAUCGACUUAGAUUCGAUCGCUCGCAAAGUCGAGGUUGACAAUCGCAUUCCCCUCCGUUAUUACUAUCGGAUUGCCGAUAACCUCAUCAAGCAGGCAAGUAUCUACCGGGAGGAGAAUAAUAUAAUUGACUUGUAUAUCAUACUCCUUAGAUUUAUAAGUUUGAUUUCUGAAACGAUUCCAUAUCAUCGAGAUUACCAAGCUUCACUUCCUAAUGAAAGAGCAACAGCCAAGAAGAGAUCGCGAGUUGUAUUGAAUGAGCUUGAAUCUUUGAAGCCUGAAUUUAAACGCCGGUUGGAAGAAUUGAAUGGCUCACAUGUAAAAGCUCCAUUGCCUGAAGAAAAUGGCUUCAAUAAAGCCUUGCAGAGUUAUGAGAAUUCAUCUUUGGAAUGGCCAGCUGUCAAUAAGAGUUAUAAUUUGAGCAUGGAUUUUAAACAGCCUGAUGGAUUGGGUUCACACUCUUCAUGGAAAUAUAAUAAUAAUAUGUUAUCUUCAAAUACCAUGCCCAUUGACAAGCAGUUUCAGAAACUAUCUAUUAGUCUACCCCUUCCAAAGAAGGAGACUUUGUCCAGACACUCAUUCUUAGGACCAAAUGGUCUUCGGGGCCAAUGGCUUGGACCUAGUGCAGAAAUAAAGGUUCAAUAUCCAAGCAGUAGUGAUCUCACACAUGCCAAGGAUUCAAGCCUGAAUCAGGCUGGGCAAUAUGAUCUUGCGGCAGUUAAAGAUGGUGAUCAAGGACCAGUUACAUCCACAAUGGACUCAGUUCUCUCCUUGGAUGAUGGAAGAUGGUCGCUUCCUGCUGUUGAGUCCUGUUCUCCUGUUGUAACUGAAUCAAGGGAGGACCCCUUAAAGUUGCUCAACACCAAGCAACCUUUGCCUCCUCCUGUUCUUGCUCAAAUAUAUCCGGAACGUGUCCCCAUCCCUCCUUCAAAAGUUGCAGAUCCAAGGCCAGGACCAGCUAAAUCUUCUCAUGAUUCUGGACCUGGUUCCACUACAUAUCAACACUUACAUAUUCCUAUCAAAAUGAUGGAAGAUUUUUUGAGAUUGGCUUUGGCAAACACACGGAAGAACUUAGAGACAUGUGGUGUUCUUGCUGGGUCACUGAAAAACAGGGUUUUCCAUAUCACGACACUUAUAAUCCCAAAGCAGGAAUCAACUUCAGACUCGUGUCAAACAUUGAAUGAAGAAGAAAUAUUUGAAGUUCAAGACAGCUUAUCACUUUUUCCUUUAGGUUGGAUACAUACACACCCGUCACAGACUUGUUUCAUGUCAUCCGUGGAUCUGCACACGCAUUACUCAUACCAGAUCAUGUUACCAGAGGCAAUUGCAAUUGUCAUGGCACCUACAGAUACAACAAGUCCACAUGGCAUAUUUCAUCUGUCUGAUCCAGGCGGCGUGUCCAUAAUUCGUAACUGUCAGCAACGUGGAUUUCAUCCCCAUGAGGAGCCCUCGGAUGGAAGUCCAAUAUAUGAGCACUGCUCUCAUGUCUAUAUGAAUGCUAACUUGAAGUGUGAUGUUGUUGACCUUCGAGACAGAUGAUUGGUUUGGAGAGUGGGCUCUUCAAGUAUAUCUUUUCACAGAUUCUUUUGUACUACGGACUCUGAGAGGGAAUAGCAAGCGCCAUUCCCAUGAUUUUGUUUUAUACCAUUGAAACUGUGAGAAGAUAGUUGUGUAUAAAUGUAGUUUUACAUCACACGCAUGUGAAGAAAUGAGAAAUUUAACAAGAUGAAUUUGGUGUGAUUUAUAACAUUCCCAUCUGUGUUACACAGGAAAUUCAUAGUAUAUAUGUGAUAGAUAUGUCAAUGAUGGUAAUUGGCAGGACUGAAUUGUCUCUUUGGGUUUGACUCCUACGGGUUUUUUUAGGUUGAGUUGGGCUGAGAAUAGAUUUUUCCGUGUUAUUCUAACAUGAUCUUUGUG